Nelumbo nucifera (sacred lotus) is the source of this 1993-nucleotide messenger RNA. RefSeq names its product Peptidase M50 family protein (gene EGY1). NCBI's taxonomy places the organism in Eukaryota, Viridiplantae, Streptophyta, Magnoliopsida, Proteales, Nelumbonaceae. The record is from RefSeq and is a predicted model, not a curated record. Gene Ontology annotation, biological process: proteolysis.
UAUACGCUCUGCCACAGCCAAACGAAAAACGGGUCGAGGAGCUCUCUCUCUCUCUCUCUCUUCAUCACGGACCCUUACAAAUCUCUGUGCAUUUGCUUUCUCCCGGUCGAGAUUGAAUUCGGAUUGGUUUUCUCAUCGUAGGAUUUCGGUUUCUAUUUCAAGUUCAAUCUGACUAAACACAGUGUUUCUGUUCGAAUUCGAUCUGCAAAAUGAAACUGUCGUUCCAUUGAGUCCUAAGUUGCAAAGUUUCUACCGAGGUUUACUUGAAAAUGGGAACUCUGACGAGUUAUUAUUUCACUCCUCUGAACCUCAGAUUCCGAUUAUGUCCGACCGGAAGAGCUUACAGUGGAAGAAGUCGAAUGUUUGAGAAUAAAAAUUCAAAGCAUCCGUGUUUCUUGUGUAAACAAAGAUUGUAUAAGGAGGUUUUCAGGAGACGCUUUGAUAAUUUUAGGUGUUUUAGUAGCAAUGGGAAUGAAGAAGAGGAUAACGUGUCGAAAAGUUCAAACUUGACGGCUACGACCGAAGAGGCGGAAGAGAGGAACGUCGAUGAACUCAAGUCGGACCAGACUCCCACAUCUAUCUCUUCCAGGCCACCAGAUAUUUCUCCUAUGGGACCCGCUUAUAAUAGUUUCCAAGUUGAUUCUUUUAAACUGAUGGAACUUCUUGGACCAGAGAAAGUCGAUCCUAAUGAUGUAAAACUGAUUAAGGAAAAGCUUUUUGGCUAUUCUACUUUCUGGGUGACCAGAGAAGAGCCAUUUGGAGACUUUGGUGAGGGCAUACUUUUCUUUGGAAAUUUAAGGGGUAAGCGGGAGGAGGUGUUUGCAAAACUCCAGCGUCAACUUGCUGAAGUCAGUGGCAACAAGUAUAACCUAUUUAUGGUGGAGGAACCCAAUUCAGAAGGAAUGGACCCCCGUGGUGGGCCACGAGUGAGCUUUGGUUUGCUGCGGAAAGAAGUUUCAGAACCAGGGCCUACUACACUUUGGCAAUAUGUAAUUGCUCUAUUGCUAUUUGUUCUUACAAUUGGCUCCUGUGUGGAGCUAGGAAUUGCAUCUCAGAUAAAUAGACUUCCUCCAGAGGUAGUGAAGUACUUUACAGAUCCAAAUGCCAUUGAUCCACCUGAUAUGCAGCUGUUAUUCCCAUUUGUGGAUUCUGCUCUGCCACUAGCAUACGGCGUCUUAGGGGUUCAGCUAUUUCAUGAGGUUGGGCAUUUCCUGGCUGCAUUUCCAAAGAAAGUAAAACUGGGCAUUCCUUACUUUAUUCCUAACAUUACACUUGGCAGCUUUGGUGCAAUAACUCAGUUCAAAUCUAUUCUUCCUGAUCGAAGGACAAAAGUUGAUGUCUCAAUUGCGGGUCCCUUUGCCGGUGCUGCACUUUCUUUUUCAAUGUUUUGUGUUGGCCUGCUGCUCUCAUCAAACCCAGAUGCUGCAGGAGAUUUGGUGCAGGUGCCUUGCAUGCUAUUCCAGGGUUCUUUGCUUCUUGGGCUCAUCAGCAGAGCAACUCUUGGUUAUGCUGCCAUGCAUGCUGCCACUGUUUCUAUCCACCCUCUUGUGAUUGCAGGCUGGUGUGGUUUAACCACGUCAGCUUUUAAUAUGCUUCCAGUAGGCUGCCUAGAUGGUGGGAGAGCUGUGCAGGGUGCUUUUGGCAAAGAUGCACUGGUUGGAUUUGGCUUGGCAACUUACACGCUGCUUGGUUUGGGAGUGCUUGGAGGACCUCUGUCACUUCCUUGGGGGCUUUAUGUGUUGAUAUGUCAGAGGACUCCCGAGAAACCAUGCUUAAACGAUGUCUCAGAAGUAGGAACAUGGAGAAGGACAGCUAUAAUAGUUGCUAUAGUGCUUGUUGUGUUGAUACUUCUUCCUUUGUGGGAUGAGCUUGCAGAGGAGUUAGGUAUAGGUCUUGUAACCACAUUUUAACUCACAUAAGCAUAUAUCUCUGUACAAAAUCCAAUUUUGAACAAAAUUCAAUUUUAAUUGAUAAACUUUACCCAGUUAUGUCC